AUGUUUACCCCCAUUUUGAAAUAUGCCCUGGUGCUGGUCUACAAUUUAUUUGCUUACCUCUCAAUAUUGGCUGUUGUAUAAUAUCAAAAGUGGAGUUUGGUUGAACCUGACGCAAAGAAAAUUAUAAUGGCAUUUGGAAUUAUGAUUUUUGGUUAUGACAUCAAUGGGGUUUUGACAGAGAUAAGAGUUGAAAUUGAGGAUACUUUAUCAUUUAAGAAACUUUUCUUUAUGGCAAUGUUUUUAGAAACUAUACUCUACUUAUUAUUCGGAAUUACAAGCUCAUUAUUGUUUAAAUCAGAAACUGAUCAAUCAAUCAUUACAAACUUUCAGGAAGAAUUCAAAGGAAAUUAUCCAAUAGAUAUCACUCUUUCAAUAUUAAUGAUUUGA
Molecule: messenger RNA, 387 nt
Organism: Paramecium tetraurelia
Lineage: Eukaryota; Ciliophora; Oligohymenophorea; Peniculida; Parameciidae
Exons: 1
Source: RefSeq, a predicted model, not a curated record